AUGGGUGGACGUUUAACCACCGCACCAUCGUCAUCAUCGACAACGGCACAUCAAAAUCCGGUUAAUGAUUCAGCAACAAAUUUAUCACAUGUGCGAGCACACGCAAACAGUACAAAUCAUCAUUCCCAGCCUCAUCGUCAUCGUUCAAGUAGCGGUCAUCAUAAUUCACAUGGAAUAUUCCGUAAUAAUCCAUCAAAUCAUAAUCGACAUCGUACAACAUCAAAUAUUGAUCCAUCGGCGGCUGCAUUUAAUUUAAAUUUAUUACGUUAUGUUGGUAUUGAACACGAGUCCGAUGAUCAAAGUUCAGAUGAUGACUCACCACAGGCGCGUCGGCGUCUACAACGUAUAUUGAUCGCACUUCGUGAUGCUUCGUGUCCUGUAUGUAAUAAAACAAUUCCAAAUGAUUCCUUUGAUAAACAUAUACUUCAAUGCUUAUCCAAACCACGUAUAGAUUAUAAUGAAGAUACACUAACUGAAAAUAAAGGUGAAUGUGUCAUAUGUCUUGAUGAUUUACUUGAGGGACAAAAAAUUGCUCGAUUGCCAUGCCUGUGUAUCUAUCACAAAAGUUGUAUCGACAAUUGGUUUCGCAUUAAUCGGUCAUGUCCUGAACAUCCCGGCGAUUGA
Messenger RNA from Rotaria socialis, 624 nucleotides. Lineage: Eukaryota; Metazoa; Rotifera; Eurotatoria; Philodinida; Philodinidae. The record is from the annotation of a GenBank genome assembly.